AUGCGUACCUACGACGACUCCUUCAGCGGUCAGAAGAUCUACCCCGGCAAGGGUAAGCUCUUCGUCCGUGGUGACUCCAAGAUCUUCCGUUUCCAGAACGGAAAGUCCGAGUCCCUUUUCCUUCAGCGCAAGAACCCCCGCCGCAUCGCAUGGACUGUUCUCUUCCGUCGCCAGCACCGCAAGGGUAUCUCUGAGGAGGUCGCCAAGAAGCGCACUCGCCGUGUCGUCAAGAACCAGCGUGCCAUCGUUGGUGCUUCCCUCGAUGUGAUCAAGGAGCGCCGCUCUCAGCGCCCCGAGGCCCGUGAGGCCGCCCGCAAGCAGGCCAUCAAGGAGGCCAAGGAGAAGAAGGCUGCUUCCUCCGCCGCCAAGAAGGCUGAGAAGGCCAAGACCGCUGCUACCAAGGGUGGUGCUCAGCGCAUCCAGAGCAAGCAGGGUGCCAAGGGCUCUGCCCCCAAGGUCGCCGCCAAGUCCCGCUAA
Molecule: messenger RNA, 477 nt
Organism: Penicillium olsonii
Lineage: Eukaryota; Fungi; Ascomycota; Eurotiomycetes; Eurotiales; Aspergillaceae
Source: the annotation of a GenBank genome assembly